AUGUUAUCAUUAUUCUCAUCAAAUAAUGACGACAAUAAUUCAAAUAUCAUUGAUUUAUUGUAUGAUUUAUGUAAAGAAAAUGAAGUAGAAAAAGUUCAAAAUAUUCUACCAUAUAUUGAUAAUAUAAAUAUUAUAAAUAAAAUUCAAAAUUCAACUGGCUCAACAUGUUUACAUGUAGCAUGUUAUUAUGGACAUCGACAUAUGGUACAACUUUUAUUAGAAUAUGGAGCUCUACAUUCUAUUAGAAAUUUACGACAUAAUUUAACACCUUAUGAAGAAGCAUAUACAGAUGAUAUAAAACAGUUAUUUGUAGAACAUCGUAAAUUAUUUUCAAACAAUGAUUUUGAUUAUGAUUAUAUUGAAUGGUCAGUAGUAGGAGAUGAUCUUCUAGGAAAACGACGUGAAUUUCGUCAAGCUAUUGAUUUAUAUAAAACUUAUAAUAAUCACCAUUUAAUAUCAAAAUUAGUAGCUGAAGUUAUUCAUUAUUAUUUAAAUGAAUAUCUGAUAAAUGAAAGUAAUGAUAGUAACAAUUCAGAAGAUCAAAUUACUCGUCAACAAAUUGAAACUAUCGAAGCAUAUUUUAAAGAAGCUAUAGAAAAACAAGAUUAUUUAACAUAUUUU
This is a messenger RNA of Rotaria sordida, 621 nucleotides long. NCBI's taxonomy places the organism in Eukaryota, Metazoa, Rotifera, Eurotatoria, Philodinida, Philodinidae. The record is from the annotation of a GenBank genome assembly.